Molecule: messenger RNA, 3007 nt
Organism: Chelonoidis abingdonii (Abingdon island giant tortoise)
Lineage: Eukaryota; Metazoa; Chordata; Testudines; Testudinidae
Gene: FBXL22
Product: F-box and leucine rich repeat protein 22
Biological process (GO): SCF-dependent proteasomal ubiquitin-dependent protein catabolic process
Cellular component (GO): SCF ubiquitin ligase complex; cytoplasm
Molecular function (GO): protein binding
Source: RefSeq, a predicted model, not a curated record
AUGCAAUGACUCAGCAGGAAAGUGGCUAACGCACCACCUUGAGACUGGCCAGCAGGACAGGCAUGAACCUGAGCGAGAACUGCAGACAUUUUUUGUAGUUCUGAUCAGAGUCAUGAAUACAUCCAUGUAGGAUACUUGAUGUGGACGCUCUCGCUAAAAGCCCACUUUUGAGAAUUGCUGAGCUAUGAAGUGCCAUUGUCUGUUGUAAUUGUUAUAAUUAAAGUGGCAGCAAGCAGGGAAUUACACUGGUGCUCAAUUCAGGUAAAUGGAAGCUGUAAAACCCUCUGAUGUAUUUAAAGCUCUCAAUGUGCCUGUUUGGCUUAGAGAGUCACACUAAAUACAUGCUUCCAAUCACUUAAGAUUUGCUUUGCUCAAGUGGGUUUUACUAGAUGCUUAUUGAACACCACAUUUUAAAGCCCAUCAUCAAUAAUACAUGACUUGAUCCUUGGGCCUCUUAGGAUAUAAGCAAGGCCCCUUAGAAUAGUAUUUUCUAAUAAAGCUAAAAUAAUAGCAUUGAGAUUAUCAUGGUUUUCACCCAAAGCAGAGGACUGCACAGCUUUUCCUUUGCAGCUGUGGCUACUACAAGUUCAUUUAAACUGCCUCAAGCCGUUUGCUACACAUCAGGAUUGACAAAAGGAAAAUAAUUCCUUUUAAGGAAACAUUUGAUUUAACUCAAUUGCUACUUUUCUGCUUGGCCAGGCCAUUCCCCUGGACAAGAAAUGGAGCAACAGCCUGGUGCACGUGGGACUCUUGAGCUACUUCCUUUUUUUAACUCCUGCACCAGUUGUUGGCCAAAAAUAAACACCAUUCCACAACCAUAUAUGUUCAACAGCCCAGUGGUGAUUCUGUGGCUGGUCAGGCCCCUCCAGUAUUGCUGUUAAUCCACUCUGCCAGAAUAUACGAUCCUCUUUCCUAAAAGCACGGCUCUGCAUGGGCUAUGCAUAUAACCCAGCUUAAUUGGGAAUGCCUGUUGCACCUAUUUUCUUUCCUGGACAAAAACAGCAGAAAGAGUUUAGCCCAGACAUGUCACAAAUUGCUAGAAGUGUUUCAGGAGCCUUUUUUGUGGCCUGUACUGAAUUUCCAUUCUCCUGUGGAACUAAAGAAGGAUAAUUUUCUCUUGGGACCAGCUUUAAGGUACCUGUCCAUCUGCUGGCAUUCAAGCAGAGUCAAGGUGUGUAACAUUGAGGACUGGAUGAAAAACACAUUCCAGAAAGACAUCUGUCGUAAGCAUGAAAAUGCUGUCAAUGAUUUUUUAAUACAAGUCUGCAACAGACGCAGGCAGAGUUGGAAACGGUGCCCAAACUUGCUGUCCCUGACCCUUUCUGGAUGUGGCCAUGUCACAGAUGAUUACCUGUUGUUGCUUCUCAAGAGCUGCCCAAACCUCAAGAUACUGAAACUGGAAAACUGCGUGCGGAUCACUGACCGGACUCUGGAAGCUGUGACCCUCUAUGGGGGCUCUUUACAAACCCUCCAUGUGGAUUUCUGCCGGAACAUAACUCAGGCUGGUCUGGAGACAGCCCAGGAAAAAUGUCCUUCAAUAAUGCUGAAAGCAGAGAGAAGUGCAGACAUGAUUCCAGACUACGAACCAGGGGAAAAAUUGAUGCUUGAAAGAGCAGUGAGAAAACUGGUACUGCAUUAAGAGGGACCGAUUCCAGAAAGUCAAUAUAUGUGAAGAGAGACUGACAUUUUGAGGUUCCACCCAGUCUGCAAUUAAGCCUAGCUAUAUGCAUAUUGGCUUUGUUUAUAAAAGAAUAUUUUAUAAAUUUCACAAAUACUCCUGUUUCACCUGGGUAAGGCGUUUACCUUGAUGGCAAUGGUCUGGCACCACUGGUCCUUCAUACUGGAAAAUUCCCUGUGCUGGCACAAAGGAGAUGACUUCUCAAUGAUGAGAAAGGAGGCUGGACUGCUCACUUGGAAACAUAAUCCAGUCUGCAUGCUUUAAGGUUGGAAAAAAAGCUUUACUUUAUCAGAUAAUUAACUAAUCAUUAGCUUCUCCUGAUUAAAGCCAUCUACAGAGCAUAGUAACUUUGUCCUUUUAAGUAUACAGUGGGUUAGAAUGAAGAGCAUUGUGUAGUCACAGAAGAGAAAUCCUUAGGAUAGCAAAAUGAUCUCUUCCUCUUCCCCAACCUCCCAAAUCCAGGUGUGCAAUAUCUUUCAAAGGCUCACAGUGCUACCACAGUAUCCAAGACCCUCCUACCAAAAGCAGUGUCCAUCUACUUCACCUAGAGUCUAGCAAAUGAGUGACAAGAUGAGCAAGCUGCUGCCUUGCAGAUUAUUUUUUAGGAUAUGAUUGGCUUUUCUGCCCAUCAGAUAGAGAAAAAUCUUACAGGGAAAAGCAUUCUAUUAUUUACAUUUAUAUUGCAGUACUGUCUAAAGAUUGGGCCCCACUGUUCUAGGUGCUGAAGUAAAUCAUAUUGCUUACAAAUAGCUUUAUGCUCCUAUUUAAUGCUAUACUUUAGCCACUCUCUUGCUCUUGGGAGAGUCAGAACAAAGAGCCCUAGAUUCCACAGUUCUUGCCAGGUGGAUCAAAACAGCUUUGACAGGUUCUAACGUGUACCAGGGUUUUUCCUUAGGAUAUUGAAUAUGCUGCAGAAUAAAAGCAGAACUCUCUCCCAAAAGCUGUAAAACAGUGCUAGUAGCUUUUGGUGUAAAAGCUUAGCCAAGGAGCUAGUUCCGUGUUCCUGAAUGGGGAGUCAAACAUCUUCCUUGGCAAUUGACAAGUCUGGUCUUGUCUCAACUGUAGUGGUGCAGGUCUGUCCAAGGUUCCCUAGCACAGCUCUGCCAACGAACCUCAGGUCUCCUUUCAACAUCCUGAUUAUCUCAAGACUGCAAAGAUUAGUCCAGUAAAUUGCAUGGAGACAGUGAUUUGUACAAAUGAAAACCAGGAUAUCACCACAAACUAAUUCAAAAUGCACAUUUAUUCAAAGAUGAGAAGCUAGCAGCCUAUAUUAGGAUGAGGCUUUCUUUGGACAACUGAAGUUUCCAGAUCACAAGCCCUAGUUCUAAU